GAUCGAGGGGUAAAUGUCAAAUGUCAAAAUGAAACAAAAGUGAUUGGCUGGCAAGCUGCAUAAAGCAACAAUGCACCGUAACGCCUCCUCCUUCUCUUUGGAUCGAUGAUGUUAUGGAUUUCGUCUUUCUCACAAAGAAACACGCAAGCAUUGACUGCCGUUCUAAUUCCUUCUUUGGUACGUGUACGCGCGGAAGCAACGGAAUACUUGACAAUCAAAAGCUCGACAAUUUCGAGAGGAAUAUACAUCAACUAACCUCACUAUAUCUAUCUGUUCCUCAUUUUUGGUCUCCGUUGGUGUCUUUGAUACACUUGCAUUGCAUUACUUCAAGUUUCUUUGCCAACUUGACUCUGGUUGAUUGGCUUUCGCAUCUUCUUCCCAGCAAACCAAUCAAACCAAAGCCGAGCUGUCUUGUUUCAAAUCAUUCACACAGCGUGAGAAGGCGUCAUUGGAUUACUAGUACCUUGGCCCUGAUCACAGCAUUCCAUUAUUUAUAUCUACUGCUUAUAUUCCCACCCCAUUUCUCUUUCUUCCAUUCAUCAAUCAUAUCAAUAUGAAGCUCUCAACUACUCUUUUGCCCUUCGCGGUAGCUUCUACUGCCUUCGUCAUUCCUGAUGAACAGAUAACUAGUCAGAUUGUCGUCGAAUCUCAGAAGUCUUCAAAGACAUGGCUUGAUAGAAUUCCAGAAAUCAAAGAUAACUUUAUCUCUCAUGCCGAAAAUUCCGUGAAAGAUGCAAUUGCAUUCAGCGAGAAUGCCUUUGACAACGCUAUCGAUAUCCUUUCUGAGGCUGGUCAAAAGGCCCAGAAUGUCAUCGAGUGCCACCACUCAAUGUCAAAGUUUGAUAUAUCCGGCUGGUUAGAAUCUGCCAUUUCUACCGUCGAGGAUAUCGAUAUUUUCGAUCACCCUCACGAGAAGCCUCCACAUCAUGGAAAACCUCCUCACCACCCAAAGAACCCACAUCACGGUCAUGGAAAACCUAAUAAGACUGUAUACGAAUUGAUUGCUAGCAGCAAGUACACUACCAAACUUGCUAAACUUAUCAAUGAAUAUCCAGAUCUUGUUGAUGCUUUGAAUGGCACAGCAACAAACUACACCGUAUUCGCACCAACUGAUAAGGCAUUUGAGAAGAUUCCAGAGCAUCACAAGAAACCUUCAAAGGAAUUGAUUAAGGCUGUCCUUGAAUAUCACGUUUCUCCGGAUUUCUACCCUGCUGGUCGUGUCCUAGUUUCGCAUACUAUUCCAACCGCAUUGAAGGAAGGCCGUCUUGGAGAUGAACCUCAGCGUCUCCGUGUUGGUUUGGGUUUGAAGGGAUUAGCCGUUAACUUCUACAGCAGAGUCGUUGUUGUCAAUAUUUUCGGUACAAACGGAGUAAUUCACGGCGUCGAUUCACUUCUCUUGCCACCUCCCCCAGCCCUUAAAAUCAUCGAGCUUCUUCCCGGCGAAUUUUCAACUCUCCAACUUGGUCUUGAAAAAACCGGUCUUUUCGAUGCCAUUGCUGCAUCUCAUCAUACAGGAGGAACAUUGUUCGCACCCAGCAACUGGGCAUUCCAAAAGCUUGGUCCUAGAAUCAAUGCUUUCCUCUUCAGCAACUACGGCCAAAAAUACCUGAAAGCUCUUCUCAAAUAUCACGUUGUUGCAAAUCAAACUCUCUAUUCCGAUGCUUUCUACAAAGCCAAGUCUGAUGAUCAGAGCAUCAAUGAAGUUGAUGGAAUCGAUACUGCGAAUAUCCCCAAGGGACAUUUCCACGUUGAUUUACCUACCUUGUUGAAAGAUAAGAGUCUUAGCAUUGAUGUUGGCAGAUUUGGCGGUUUCAUUACCAUUAGAAUCAAUGGAUUUAGCAGUGUGAGUGUUCAAGAUGGUAUUGCAAAGGAUGGUGUUAUUCAUGUUUUGAGCUCUGUUUUGAUUCCACCUAAGACUCCGGGUGGAGAGAUGUGGGCUGGUGAGGAAUUAGAGGUGGAGGAUUUGAUGGAGAGAUUGAUUCCUUAUAUGAAUGAGGAAUUGUAAGUAGGCGUAGAGAUAAAAUGUAACAAGGGGUCAGAAUAUGGAACACAAGACAUGUAUAAUACUUUUCGGUAUCGAAAACAAAUAAGAAAUGACAGAUUUCUCAAUCAAUAUAUUUCCUUUAGUCGUGCA
Messenger RNA from Botrytis cinerea B05.10, 2134 nucleotides. RefSeq lists its product as hypothetical. Gene Ontology annotation, cellular component: fungal-type vacuole membrane. The transcript is spliced from 2 exons. Gene Ontology annotation, biological process: macroautophagy. NCBI's taxonomy places the organism in Eukaryota, Fungi, Ascomycota, Leotiomycetes, Helotiales, Sclerotiniaceae. The record is from RefSeq and is a predicted model, not a curated record. Bases 554 to 2005 code for a protein of 483 amino acids.